UGUUGGUCACUAGUCACCUGGAUAGCUUACCUGGCGCAAUGGUGAACCUGGUGGUCUUCGCCUCAACAUUGUUGGCGCUCGCCGCGGCCGAUCGUGGCUAUGGGGGCGGCGCACCCCAAGGCCCCAUCUUCACCCACGGCGGCGGAGGUUAUAGUGGGGGUGGCAUCUCAGUUGGUGGAGGCUGUGGGCAUGGUCAGGUGCGUCACGUGGACGGCAGCUGCGUCUCGCCGCAGGUGACGCGCAAUCUGUACGUGUACCGCGCCCCUGGCCUGGCGCCCAUCGUCGGUCCCCGCCCUCACGUGCCGCCGCCCCGCGUGGAGCACAACGUCAUCUUCAUCCACUCGCCGGACACCCUCACGGGACAGAAGCCCAUCGUGGUGCCGCCGCCGAAGCAGAAGAACGUUGUGUACCUGCUCAGUAAGCGGCCUCAGCUGGACCAGCAGGUGAUCGAAGUACCCGCCCCCGAGCAGCAGGCGCCGGAGAUCUUCUUCGUCAACUACGCCGAGGGAGAAAACCCGUUUCUGCCCACCGGCGAAGACCUGCAGUCCGCCCUCAGCAAGGCUUCCCAGGGCAGUGGCGAACUCGUCAGCAGCGGUGGCCACGGCGGCGUGAUCGUUGACGGGGGACAUUCCUUUGAAGAUCUGAGUGACGUGUACACCAGCCCCGCCCUGCCGCCCACAAUCUACCGACAGCCGUAGUCACCUGCGAAAGGCCGUCAACCUCGACUUGGGUGCCCCUAACCUGACGGCCUUCACUGACUUGCUACAAACUGGGACAUGGGUGCAACUUCUUAAGGUGGCCAUGUAAUGCUUCAAUAAACACAUUAUUCUUUAA
Messenger RNA from Eriocheir sinensis (Chinese mitten crab), 834 nucleotides. RefSeq lists its product as uncharacterized. The record is from RefSeq and is a predicted model, not a curated record. The transcript is spliced from 2 exons. Bases 39 to 698 code for a protein of 219 amino acids. Lineage: Eukaryota; Metazoa; Arthropoda; Malacostraca; Decapoda; Varunidae.